Messenger RNA from Phragmites australis (common reed), 2508 nucleotides. Its product is annotated as leucine-rich repeat extensin-like protein 7. Gene Ontology annotation, molecular function: protein binding. The record is from RefSeq and is a predicted model, not a curated record. NCBI's taxonomy places the organism in Eukaryota, Viridiplantae, Streptophyta, Magnoliopsida, Poales, Poaceae. The transcript has a single exon. Bases 211 to 2313 code for a protein of 700 amino acids.
UGGGUGGCUGGCCCCCCAUGUGACCCCCUCCCUCCCCGCUCCCCAUGUGCCCGCUCUGAGUGUCACUGCUGCUUCACGCGCCACCACACUCUCCUCCGUGAUCCCUGCCUGCCUGCCUGCCUGCCUCUCUAGAUCAAGCCGCGUUCAUCUUCCAGAUCACACCAGCGUCGGACGAGCCUGCCCUGACCGUCUCACCUCGAGACGCCAAGCAUGAUCCCUCGCAUCGCGGCCGCGGCGGCGGUGUGCGCGCUGCUGCUGCUGCUGCUCGGGCCUGAGCCCGCGGCGUCGCAGCAGGAGGGCGGCGUGUCGGAGGCGUACGCGGCCUCCUUCGCCUCCCGCUUCGACGCGCCGCCGUCCUGGACCUUCCCCAACCCGCGCCUCCGAGCCGCGUACGCCGCGCUGCAGGCGUGGAAGCGCACGGCCAUGUUCUCCGACCCCUCCAACUUCACCGCCAACUGGGCCGGCCCCAACGUCUGCGCCUACAACGGCGUCUUCUGCGCGCCGGCCCCCGGCGCCGGGUACGGGCACGGCGACGUCGUCGUGGCGGGCAUCGACCUCAACCACGCCGACAUCGCGGGGUACCUCCCGGCGUCGCUCCCGCUCGGCCUCCCCGACCUGGCGCUCAUCCACCUUAACUCCAACCGCUUCUGCGGCAUCGUGCCGGACACAUUCCGCCACCUGCGCCUGCUCCACGAGCUCGACCUCAGCAACAACCGCUUCGUCGGUAAGUUCCCAGAGGUCGUGCUCGCGCUGCCGUGGCUCAAGUACCUCGACCUCAGGUUCAACGACUUCGAGGGCUCCAUCCCGCCGGCGCUGUUUGACCGCCCGCUCGACGCCAUCUUCCUCAACUCCAACCGCCUCCGCAACCCGAUCCCGGCGAACCUCGGCAACUCGCCCGCCUCCGUCGUCGUGCUCGCGCACAAUAAGCUUGGAGGGUGCAUCCCGCCGUCCAUCGGGAAGAUGGCCGAAACGCUGAACGAGAUCGUGCUCAUCGCCGACGAGCUCACCGGAUGCAUCCCGCCGCAGGUGGGGCUGCUGAAGAAGGUGACUGUGUUCGACGUCAGCGACAACCACCUGCAGGGCCAGCUCCCGGCGAGCAUUGGUGGUAUGGCCGCCGUCGAGGAGCUCGACGUCGCCAGGAACCACUUCGAGGGCGCCGUGCUGGCCGGCAUCUGCGGCCUGGCGAGCCUCAAGAACUUCACAUACACGGACAACUUCAUCACCUCGCGCCCGGGCUGCGCGAAGGCCACAGCCGACGGCGCCUGGAACUGCAUCCCCGGCGCGCCGGUCCAGCGCCCGCCGUCGCAGUGCGCGCCCGCCGCGGCGCACCCGUUCGACUGCAGCAAGGCGCAAUGCCAGGCAGCGGCGUACACCCCGACUCCUGGUGGUGGUCCCCCUGGCGGGCAUGGUGGAGGUGGCCAGCCCACGCCGGUGGGUUCGCCUCCAAAGGGCUCCACCACUCCGUCCUACCCGUCGCCGCCGUCGAGCGCCACCACUCCGUCAUACCACUCGCCACCCAGGGGUUCCACCACUCCGUCAUACCCAUCGCCGCCUCAGGGCUCGACCACACCGUCCUACCCUUCACCACCGUCCAGCGCCACCACUCCGUCCUACCCGUCGCCGCCUCAGGGAUCAAGCACUCCGUCUUAUCCGUCGCCGCCGUCGAGCGCUACCACCCCGUCUUACCACUCGCCACCUCAGGGGUCACCCGUGACGCCGUCAUACCCAUCGCCACCAAAGGGCUCUUCCAACCCGCCGUACCCUUCACCGCCGUCAAGCUCCAGCACGCCAUCCUACCACUCGCCGCCGCAGGGCACGCCAACCCCGUCUUACCCGUCACCGCCGUCCGGCUCCACAACUCCAGUGACACACGCGCCGCCCCCACCGACAUCGGCCGACAAGCCGGACGUGCGGUACGGGCCGCCCCCGGGCUCGUAUGGCCCCAGCCCCUCAACGCCCCCGUCCCACGGCUCGUCGUCGCCUCCCUCUACGGGCUACCAGCCGCCAUCCUCCGGCCAGCCCGCGGCGUCGCCGCCCACAGAGCACCCCGGCUACGUCCUGCCGCCACACGCCCCUGGGACCCCAUCCUCGGCCCCGUCACAUCCCACCACCCCCUCGGGGCCGGGCUUCCACCCGCCGACGACGCCAGGAACGCCGUCUUCCCCGCCGAAGCAUUGCUCGCCGCCGUCUCAGGGCGGCUCCACCGGCGGUGACCACGGCCACGGGCACCCACCCGGCGGGAAGCUGCCGUUCCCGCCCGUCUACGGCGUGUCAUACGCGUCGCCGCCGCCGCCGGUGAAGCCGUACAACUAGUUUCUGAUCAUCGCCACCUCGCCGGAGCGCCGGCUCAGCUCCGACCACCAUUACCACCAUCUGCACCAGUAUAAUACUUCUCCAUCCCUCUGGUAUUUCUGCUGCUUCUUUUUUCUGCUUCUUCCUUUUCUUUGACGAAUAUUUGAUCAAAUUGAAUCAAAGAGUUGCAAUGUAUUAAUUCCUUUUUCUUUCUUC